AUGGGUAUUAAGGACAAAGCAAAGAGAGUCUCCAAGUACUUCAUCAACGAACAGGAGAGCACCGCUGCCAAUGGCACUGCCAAGGGUGACAAGGCCGAUGCUGCCGACGCUGUUGAUAAGGCUGACGCUGACAAGGUUGACGCUGAGGGCGCACCCGACAAGGCUGCCCCUGCCACCGAAGAGGCUAAGGACAAGGUCGAGCUGACUGCAGCCGAUGCCGAUAAGGCUGUUGCCUCUGAGGCCGCUGGCACUGAGGCUGCUGCUGGUGAUGCUGAAGCUGCUCCUGUUGCUGACGAGACUGCUAAGGAAACCACUGAGGCAGACAAGGCAGGCAAGUUGGCUGCGGAGGGCGAGAAGGCCAAGAAGAGCGUCAAGGACUCCGAGCCUCGCUACAAGAACGACAAGAAGGACUUCCUCAAGCGUCUCUUCAACAAGCUCAAGAAGAAGAACCCUCACGACAGACCUGCUGCCGCUCCCGUGGAGUCUGACAGGGAAAGUCCCGCUCCAAAGGAACAGGCUACCGAUGCCGCGAAGGCUGCCGUGGCCCUGCAAUCUGCUGAGGAGACCGCCGAGCCCGCGUCGAGCGACGCUGCUGCUGCCGCUGCUGCUGCUUCUAGCGAGAAGAAGGAGGCUCAAUUGCCUGAGGUCGAGAACGCACACGACGACGUCGAAGCUGCUGCGAGGGCUUUGGGUGAAAGGGCCGAUGAGGCGGUGGCUGCCACCAAGGAAGCCAUUGAGGCCAAGUGA
This is a messenger RNA of Candidozyma auris, 747 nucleotides long. RefSeq lists its product as uncharacterized. The transcript has a single exon. The record is from RefSeq and is a predicted model, not a curated record. Bases 1 to 747 code for a protein of 248 amino acids. NCBI's taxonomy places the organism in Eukaryota, Fungi, Ascomycota, Pichiomycetes, Serinales, Metschnikowiaceae.